Messenger RNA from Stegodyphus dumicola, 8165 nucleotides. Its product is annotated as plexin-A2-like. Gene Ontology annotation, molecular function: protein binding; semaphorin receptor activity. The record is from RefSeq and is a predicted model, not a curated record. Gene Ontology annotation, biological process: semaphorin-plexin signaling pathway; regulation of cell migration. NCBI's taxonomy places the organism in Eukaryota, Metazoa, Arthropoda, Arachnida, Araneae, Eresidae. Gene Ontology annotation, cellular component: semaphorin receptor complex; plasma membrane.
UUAGAAGGGCAAUUUUUCUGUGCUUUUAGCGCAUUUGGCAAAACUCUUAAAACAAAUGCCACACGCUCAGCUAGUGGUGUGAAUUGCCCAACACCUCACACAGAUUCUUUGCCAACAAUACCACCAGGGAAGCACCAUUUUACUGCCAAAUUAUCUGUUAGAAUGAAACCUGGACCAGAUUUUGUUGCUACAAAUUUUACAUUUUAUGACUGUAGCACCUACACUUCCUGCACUCAGUGUGUUUCAAGUGACUUUCCUUGUGAUUGGUGUGUUACUGGCCAUCGGUGUACACAUGAUACUGGAGAAAACUGUCGAAAUGAUGUACUUGUUACUGGGGUUUCUAGUGUUGGUCCUAGCAUACGAUCUGGUCCUGGUUUUUGCCCACGAAUAAACAAAACACAGAAUGGUUCUACUGAAAUACUUGUCGCUUCUGGUUUAAAGAGAAGAAUUACUGUUAAAGUGGAUAAUAUACAGCAGCAUAUAGCUAGAAUGAGGUUCUUAUGUCAGUUCAACAUUGAAGGACGCGUAAAACAAGUAAAUGCUCAGCUGAUUGGGGAGAUUAUGUAUUGUGAAGAGCUGGAGUUUUCAUAUAGUACUCAAGCACCAAAUAUAACAGCAGCAUUUGCUGUUAUUUGGGAUGUCAACAAGCCCUUUGAUAAUCCAGAAAACAUUCAUGUUUUGAUAUUUAGAUGUUCUGGCAUGGCACAGAGUUGUGGUAUUUGUUUAGAAUUGCCUAAAAAGUAUAAUUGUGGCUGGUGCCAAGAAACCGUUAAUUCUUGCCAAGUUUAUGAAAAUUGCAAUCGGCUUCCAACUCUUUGGCUAGAUAGACAACAGACUUGCCCUAACCCUCAGAUUAUAUCAUUUUAUCCUAAGUCUGGCCCUUGGGAAGGAGGCACAAAUAUCACAAUAAAAGGCAUCAAUUUAGGGAGAGUGUUUCAAGAUAUUGCUGGAGGUGUUAGAAUAAUACAUGAGGAUAGAAAAGUAAUAGCUGAAUGUAUACCCCAUGAAGAGCUUUACAUCAAAACUACACAAAUUGUGUGCCAGGUUGAGAAACCUCCAAAUCUAACGACUGGCUUAAUUAGUGGACCUAUGCCUGGUUUUGUGGAAGUUAAAGUUUUAAAUGAUUAUACAGCUAGAUCAAGAGAGCAGUACUCAUUUGUUAAUCCGAGAAUAACAUCAAUAAAACCUGGGAAAGGUCCAAAGUCUGGAGGCACCAUUCUGGAAAUCUGGGGUUUGCAUAUGGAUGCAGGUAGCAGAGCAGAAGCAUUUGUUGGAGCUUUGCCCUGUAAUGUUACCAGUCGUGACUCCAACAGAGCUGUAUGCAUUACUUCCGCGUCAAAAGAGAAAACAACUCAGACUGUGAGAAUUAAGUUCGACAAUGGACUGCGGGUAUUUGAGGAUUACAAAUUCCUCUAUGUUGAGGAUCCUGCAAUCUCACUUGUUGAAUCUGGUUCUACAGGCCAAAGAGGUAUUCCCAAAGGAAUCCCAAGUGGUGGGAUUACAAUCAGUGUGAAAGGUACAAAUUUGAAUGCAGUUCAGCAUCCUUUUAUGUACACGAUUGUUGACAAUGAAGAAUAUAAUAGUAGCUGUAUUGUUGAAUCAGCUACAGAGAUGAAAUGCAAAAGUCCCAGGGUACCUGCUGAAAAACUGGACUUUUCUUCAGAUAAUAUGGAGGCCCAUCCUAUUGAGCUGGAGUAUGGAUUUAAAAUGGAUCACGUUGAGCAAGUUCAAAAUCUUAGCAGUAAAGCUAAAUAUACUAAGUUUAUGAUGUAUCCAGAUCCAGUUUAUUAUCCUUUCAGUGAAAAGAAUGGUGUUAAAUAUUACAAAAGUGAUUACCUCACUAUAAAUGGAAUGAAUUUAGAUAGAGCUUCUCAAGAAACUGAUGUGAUUGUACGCAUUGGUACCAGUUAUUGCAAUGUCACAUCCUUGUCACGCUCUCAACUAACUUGUAGGCCACCUACAACACAGCCUCCUGCUCGAGAUGCUAAUGGGAAGCCUGAUCCAAAUAAGAUUCCCCAAGUUGUGGUUGAAGUUGGUGACCAUCUCAAGUUUACUAUUGGCCGUUUAAGCUAUGAACUACCAUCAAAUCAAGAUAGCACAUUAACAAAACCUGUAAUUAUUGGUGUCAUUACUGGAGCUUGUAUUCUGGUUGUUAUUGUCAUAAUAAUCUUGAUCGCUUAUCGCCGUAAAUCUACAGAGAGCAGCCGAGUAUUGAAGAGCAUGCAAGAGCAAAUGGAUGUCUUAGAACUUCGUGUUGCUAGUGAAUGCAAAGAGGCCUUUGCUGAGCUUCAGACAGAAAUGACAGAUUUGACAGGUGACCUAACUACAGGUGGCAUUCCUUUCUUGGAUUACAGAACCUAUGCAAUGAAAGUACUGUUACCAAAUAAUGAUGAUCAUUCAGUACUUAGAGAUAUGCAGAUUGAUCCCAUUAAGAAACCAUAUAUAGAAAAGGGACUGCGUCUUUUUGGACAAUUAAUUAUGAAUAAGACAUUUUUACUAUUAUUUAUUCGCACACUGGAAUCAAAUAGAUAUUUUUCCAUGCGAGAUAGGGUCAAUGUUGCCUCUUUGAUCAUGGUCACUUUGCAAGGGAAAAUGGAAUAUUGCACUGAUAUACUGAAAACUUUAUUAGCUGAGCUUAUUGAAAAAUGUAUGGAAGGUAAAAGUCAUCCGAAGUUGUUAUUGAGAAGGACGGAAUCUGUGGCUGAAAAGAUGCUCUCUGCAUGGUUUACAUUUCUUUUAUUCAAGUUCCUGAAGGAGUGUGCGGGUGAGCCUCUAUUCAUGCUAUAUCGGGCUAUUAAACAACAAGUUGAUAAAGGCCCUGUGGAUGCAGUAACUAGUGAGGCUCGGUAUUCACUGUCUGAAGAGAAGCUCAUUCGACAAUCCAUUGAGUACAAGAGUAUGACUGUCUAUGUUUCAAUGUCCUCUCAGACAGCAUAUGCUCAAGGGUUGGAACCACACGGUGAAAAUAUAGAGACACCAGUGAAGGUUUUGGACUGUGAUACAAUAUCUCAAGUGAAAGAAAAAGCAUUAGAUGCUAUUUACAGGAACACACAAUUUUCACAGAGGCCAAGCAAAGAUGGAUUAGAUUUAGAAUGGAGGGCUGGAAAUUCUGGGCGUCUCACUCUUUCAGAUGAAGAUUCUACAACAAAGACUGAAGGAGAAUGGAAGAGGCUUAACACUCUAGCACAUUAUAAGGUCCCUGAUGGUGCAUUAUUAACUCUUGUGCCAAAGCAAUCAUCUAUGUAUAAUAUAACCAUCAUGACAGAUAAGCUAGAAAAGUCACAUAAAUAUGAAACAUUAAAUUUUCCACUAAAAACUAGUCCCCCGCUCAGUCGAGCUACUUCACCUAUGAACCAUGACCCUGAGGGUGGCUAUAAAUAUUGGCAUCUUGUUCGACAUCAUGAUGCAGAACAAAAAGAAGGAGAAAGGGGGAAUAAAAUGGUUUCAGAGAUAUACUUAACCCGCCUAUUGGCAACAAAGGGCACUUUGCAGAAGUUUGUAGAUGAUCUGUUUGAAACAAUUUUUUCCACAGCUCACCGUGGAAGUGCCUUGCCAUUAGCUAUUAAGUACAUGUUUGACUUUUUAGAUGAUCAGGCAUUAAAUCAUGGGAUAACAGAUCCUGAAGUAGUACACACGUGGAAGUCAAACAGUCUUCCUCUCAGAUUCUGGGUGAAUCUGAUAAAGAAUCCUAACUUUGUUUUCGACAUUCACAAAUCAAAUAUUGUUGACUCAUGUUUAUCUGUAGUAGCACAAACAUUUAUGGAUGCAUGCUCAACAUCUGAUCACAGACUUGGUAAAGAUUCUCCAAGUAGUAAACUCUUAUAUGCCAAGGAUAUUCCAGUUUAUAAAGAUUGGGUUGAAAGGUAUUAUAGAGAUAUAAAAAAUAUGGCAGCAAUCAGUGAUCAAGAUAUGAAUGCCAUGUUAGCCGAAGAAUCAAGGCUUCAUGCACAUGAAUUCAACACUAAUGUGGCAUUAUAUGACCUAUAUGCUUAUGCUGUCAAGUACAAUGAGCAGCUGAUGCAAACUUUAGAGGAAGAUGAAUUCUCAACUAAAAACAAACUACCUUGGAAACUGGCCCAAGUUCUGUCUAUUAUGAGCGGAGAAUCGGAAGCAUGACCUAUGCCAACACUGAUAGUCAUAUAACAUUCCAUUUUUCCCCACAUACCUGAAAGCAAUCCUAGGCAAUAAGCUUUCUAGGAAUAUCAGUGUAUGGACAUUUGCAGUUAUGAAGUGGGAUUUUUCGCAAAUGUAUAUUAAACAUCCAUAAAGAAAAAUUACAAAUGAUGAAAACAUUUACUGCUGGGAUCUGCUUAACAGUAGUGAUCGUUUCCUCUUUCAGUGAGGAAUUUGUAUAAGUGUCAAACUUCUGCAUAUUGAUGUUGAACUUUUUUCUCUUAUAAACGAUUUACUUGGGACAUCAUCGCACAGGUACUUUUAUCAUGACUUUUUAUCUUCAGAUAAAGUAUAAAUAUGUAAGAAUUUUACUACUUUUCAGACAUGUGUGCAAUUUAUUUAGGAACUGAAAUUUUCUAAGAAGAAAUCGGUGUCUUAAGCAGCUAAUGGUGCUCCAUAGAUCAAGAAGUAUAUACAUUCUUUGUCUGUCAUGGAAGAUGGCAUUUGACAUUAUGUUGUGUUGCUCUAUUAGCAUGGCUGAGUGGAUAAGAAAUUCAGCCUAUCACUGAAGAAAGAAACAUCAAGUUAAUGUAUAUCAGCCAUUAUAUCAGUGCCUUGCAUUGCUUCGUCCCGAGCUAUCCGAUUGCGGGCAUCUGACUCCGAAAAGCCUGCUUCGAAAUUUAUUUUGAAACCCUGCGUGAAUUCCUGAAUCCCACCUGCGAUAUACUAUGCCAUUUGUCUCAGCAUCUGAUGCCACUUCUUUCUUGUCUUCCAGCUGAAAUUUUGCUUUUUCUGUCAUUUUUUUUCCAUAGUUCCUUUUUAUUUUUUGACUGUGAUGCAUGUGCUGGCCGAGCUUUUGUUUUCUGUGGAGUUGCAUCAUUUCAUCGACCCAUAGAUAAUCAGGACUAUUAUAUGAAUAGACUGCUAAUAAAACAAAAUAAAUCUGAGGGUCCUCGGCACGACGGAAAGUCCGGCUCUCGCCUGGAUGACGAUGUGUACGAAGCACUCCUCCGUAUACAUGGCUACAAUCAUAAAUGCUGUCUGGAUUGCCGAUGAGAACGAAUGGCACGAGCUUGUAAUGCCACUUAGUUUGUGGUCGGUCAAUACUAAUGUCGUUAACAAAAAAAAAAAAAUCUUGCUGCACUGUGAUACUCUCUGUAGUGUACAAAAUUAAAAAAGAAAAAUAUUUCAAGGAUAGGAGCUGACCUGGUGCUGUGCACAGCUACCUCUUGAGCUAGGAAAAUGUGUACACAAAUGUCAGCUUGUGCAUAGAUGUUUAUGUAAUUUAUGGUCAUUGGCUCUUGUUCCAUAUUUUAUAGAUAAUCAAAUUCAUCAGUGUUGUUUGUGUGUAACUCAGUGAAAACAUUUUUCAAAGGCACUCUGUCCACAUUCAUUAUUACAAAGAAAAGAAAAAAAAAUUCCUAUGAGAGCUUAUUUUGCUCUGGCAGUUUUAAAGAGCUUGUGCAUGUUUAAGAAUCUAGUUGUUGAAAGUGUAAAAGUGUUUUUUGAUUUUCAUUUCUAUAUAUUUCAUGCUUUUAAGAAUUUACAUAAAAAAAUGAGCUGUGUGCAUCGCGCCUUUUCUCUGGAAAUUUAAUAUGUAUUGGUGUUGCACACAUUUGUACAUUCAUUCCAUUACAGUUUAUUCAUUUUUUAGCUGGUGAAGAACUUGAUGUAUAAGCCAUUUUUAAUCAGAAUUUUAAUAUUUGCUGUUUAGACUUAAUUUUUAACACUUUUUUGAGUUAAUGAUUGCUUAUUUCAUUUUUAUAAUUGUAAGUUUUUUUUAAAACCAUAUAAUUUAAAAAAAACAUUGUAUUAAAGUAUAAUUUUAAGUAUUAAAAAUUUAUAGAAAUAAAAAUUAUUAUAUACAAUAAAUAAAUUGGGGAUUAUGAAAAUUUUAUAAUUGACUUUUUAUUUUUUGUUCCAGAAUUAUCUGCAUGUGCUGCUUACUGUCUGUCAUACCCGUCCAAUUCUAAAAUAUUAGUUUAAUCUCCACUUUAUUAGCAUCAUUUUGUUUCCAUUUUAAGUGUAAAGCUUGGCAUAGAAAUUCAUAUUUAAUGGGAUCAUUUCUUUAAAUAAACAGUAUUAUACUGCCAAAUUGCUCGAAGAACACGAUUUUUUUUUUUUUUUUUUCCUCUUAAGCAAACAUAAUAUUUUCCAAAGCUGGAUAAAAAAUGGCUAGGAUUUCAUGAUUUACAAAAUUUAGUGGAGAAAAGCAUAUUAAAACUUUUUAAGUAAUGAUUUAAAACAGAAAGAGACACUUAAGAAUAUAAUUGAAAGAUAAAUAUUAUUGUAAUAAAAAUCUAAGAACAAAUGGAAGAGGAAUAUAUUAUAUAUAUAUAUAUAUAUAUUUAAAUGUAUUGUUGUGGAACUGCACAACAAAACUUGUAAAAAAUAAAAUUAAGUAACACUUUUAUGUACUUAAAUCAAACAAUUCGAUGUAAGGAACAAACUGUGAAUACAUUUAUUGUAUCUUCAUGUAUCCAUAAAAAUGCUAAUUGUGUAAACCCUUUGUAUAUGUACAUAAAAAAAAAACUGUGGGCAUGCCAUGCACAGUUUUUUAAUGAAAUUAAAAUAUCAUAAUGUACAUAACCUAUAUGCUAAAGAUCAAGUUCAAAACACUGGUAAAUUCUUAUGAUCAAAGUUAAUAAUAAUUUAAAUUUUGGAAGUGUAUGCACAUUUAUAAGCUUCACUUGUACAUUGCAUGAAAAUUAUUUAUGAACUUUCUGCUGUAAUAAGCAUGCUUUCUUCAGCUUUGUAAGUUAUUUAUUUGCAUUCAUGUUAAAUCCAGUUUUUCCAGUGUUUUGAACCAUUUUUAGCGAGGAGGUGCUACAAUUUAAAUAGCCUCCAGAAGUUGGAAACAGCACCAUGUCAGCUGUGUUUAUGCACUUGGGUGUUUUUCCAUCAGACUGCUGAGUCUGUUUAUAAAAUGCUUGACUUUGUUCCAUUGUGUUCUGUGAUCAAAAAGAUAUUGUGAAGUUUUUGAAUGAUUCUGGUUAUAUCAAUUUUUGGGGGCCCUUAUGGCAGUUUUAAAAUAAAAAGUAAGUAUUCAUAGAGCUAUUGCCAUUUAUUUUUUGUCUUGUUUGGAUAAAUGGUAGAAAAAAUCAAUUAAAGUAAAAUAUGUUCCAGUGUGUUUAGUUUGCUAGGUCUUUAAAUUUUUGUCAGCUUUUAUUACACUUACAUGACAACAUUUAUUAUAGCACUAUUAAGUUUUCUGUAGUUCUUUUUUAAUAUAUAUUUAUUAAAUUUACAAGACAUUUCAGCAUGCUUUCUUACUAAUAAUAUAUGUUUUUACAAACAGAUAUAUUAUAAAUUCAGGACUCUGAAUUAAUUUAUCAGAUCUUUGGCUGGUAGAUGGUCAAUACUAUUUUCAGGGCAUUCUUCAGUAACACAUGUAAAAUUUUUAACUAAUAUAUAUUUCAGAAGAGCACUUGAAAGUAAUAGGAGCUAUAAUAAUGAAAUAUAGGCAGUCAGCCAAAAGUAUGAAAAAAGUUAAUCCAGAAGAUUAUAUUUCUAAUACUGGCUCAUAUGAACUCUACACUUGGAAACAGACUGUUGCAACAAAACUUUAUUCAUGAAUUAUUUGGUGCUUACAAAGUAUUUAAACAACAGUAAAUAUAUAUUGAAAGUGGUAAAGCACUAGCUCUGUGAACCUGAAUCAGUCUCAUAAAUGUUUAUAGAUUUUGUAUUCACUUUCAUCAGAUAAAGAAAAAAAAAAAAUCAGUGUGUGAUUGUAUGCAUGUGUGUGUGAGUGUUUUUGUUUAUACGUGAUGUGCUAUUCCUUUCCUUUCAUUUUUGCCCUUCUGCAAACUAGAGGAAAGUAGAGAGAUUUAAAAAGACAAAAUAUGUAAGGUUAUGUAUAGAGAGAAAAGAUAAAUUUAAAGUUUCCUCUAGAAUGUGGAAAUGGUGUGUGCUAAGAAUCGUACACCUGCUUUUUGUACAACCUUGAAGACUUUGUAAAAUAUUUAUAGCAUAUUUUUAUUAUGGUAUUGGUUUAUAGAUUCUGUAAUUUGCUCAAAUGGUUUCCUGCAUUAAAAUGGCGUAUCAUCACAUCA